ACCACUGCUCUGAGAAUUUUAAAUGCUAAUGGGCUAUAUGUAAAAUAAGACACAAAAUUGGAUCCAUUUGGAUAAAUUCCAAAUGACUUCAGAGAUUUAAAUGUAAAAAAAAAGGAACUACGUAAAAACUAGAAGACAAAUCCUCAAUGCCCCCAUGUCCUUGAUCUUUACACCAGCACUUUGAGCUCAGGGUGGUUGCCUGCGCUCUUGCCUCCUUCCCACCCCAGCCCCCGACAAGCCCUCCUCACAUACCCAUGUGCUUCCCUCUCGUUACCUUUACAGAGUGUGUGCAGCCCUCUCCCUAAGGUCACACCUCGUAUAGCCUGCUUUUUCUCCAGAGCUGUUAUCUUCCAACACACUAUUUUGCUCACUUAACUUGAGAGGUCUACUUUCCUGUCCUAGAAUCACCUCUGAAGGAUGGAACUUGCGUCCAUUUUGUUCAGUGUCAGAUCCUCAGUGUUUAGAGCACAAGCUCAAUGACUUUUUGCUGAAGGUCGAAGUGAUGUGGGCAGUUUCAGGGGGACCUAGGGCGGGUCCAGACUACCCCAUCUCUUGGCUCUGAUGAAUAAAGGACAGGUGCAAGGCAGUUGAGAGGAACACAAUAGGCUGUGAGCAUAUGAGGGAGACAACGAGCUGACACAUCCUGGUGAGGCUCUCUCUCUUCCAAAGGUCUUCUGGAGGGGUGAAUAUGAAGCUCUGGACUUCUGUUGAGGCCCCUUUUCAUCUGCACAGCUGUUGCAGGGCGCCUUGGGCCUGGGCCCAGCGCAGUCGCCACUGGGGCAGGGACAGACCCUGGCAGAGCUCCCCAGACAGGGCGGCCUGGCCUGGCUGCUCCCACCUGGGGGAAGCGGACAGCAUCACCGGAAGGCCUGGGCCUCCACACACGCAGCCUCCCCCAACGCCAUGGCCUGCCUGUCACCGCCCAGGUUCUGCCCAUGCCAUCCGGCUCAGCACCCUCCCCCGCCCUCGUCACCCUCUUACCAGUCCUCCACAACCCCCUGUAGCUUGGGAAUUCGCUCCAGUGCUUGUUUCAGCAGGUUUUCCAGCUGCUUCAGAGCCUGCCCCAGAUUGUCUUUCUGCUCCUUUUCCCAGGAUGCCCGGAUCUGCAGCAGCUCUGCAGAUCCCAGCACCGGAAACUCUGCUGGUCCUGGAGGAACAGAAGGUCCUGGCGAAGAGAGGCGGCCUUUGGGAGGAGCAGUUCCGGAGCCUGGAAGGGAGGGCGAGCAACAGUGGCUUCCAGCUCCAGCUUCCGACGGGCCUGGCGGGAACAAGUACAGAGGUAGUUAGAUGCAUAGGGCUGGUUGGGGCUUGACCCAGCCUGACUGCUCUCUGUGGAGGACCGGUCUCCUUGCCUGCACAGCAGAGAGGCGGAAGAAGAGGUGUUACUGUGGGGCUUGCCUGUGUCCCCUCCCCUGUCAAAGCCUCCCUCAUGCUGCCGGCUCACCUCUGGCUGUGCACAUGCCGUAAGACGUAGGCCCAGAUGUCGGCCCCCUGGCCCAGACACAGUCUGUGGGGACAGUGUGUAAAGGUGUUCCUUCGUCUUUCCCAUUCCAUGACAUUCGUGAGCCGACCCUGCCCCGCGGACACCGCGGUGGAUGACAGCCCCAGCGUCCCUGCUGCGGAGCUCGGGUCCCCUGGGGGACGUAGACGCUUCACCAUCACCAGGUCCAAUCUGGAAGUGAGACCCACACACUGUACGUUGAACCAGGAGUUCAAACUGAGCACAACAACAAAAGGUAUUCUGCUGGCCCAGCAUCUCCUCUUCAGGCCAAGGUCCAUGGCUACUAAGACUGAGCCCAGGAACCUGGCGUUUAUGGUAACACCAAUGCAGCCAGUCAUCCUGAUGUCCUUGAAUCCUCCAGAAAAGGAUUAUUUGUAUCUCUCCAUGAUUUCCUUCUUCUUCUUCAUUCUGCUGGCAAUCCCAGCCCUCUUGUUUUCCAUCAAGACCCGAGAAGCCAACUUUCAUGGGGAUCAGAGGACAGCACAAAUAAAUUCCAGACUGGCCUUGGGCUUUAGCAUCUCAAGCAUCCUGGUGGGCUCCAUUAUGAUCAUUAGCUCCAUUAUAGUUGGAGUCCUGAAACAUGAAGUAUGAGAUCAUAUUGAAAGCUCACCUCCCUCAAAAAAGUCAUGAACUUCACCUUCUGGAGCUUUUGAACUUGGACAUCAAUAACCUACCUGUCCUGGAGGAAGUUUCCCCUCCAUUAGCAUUUUUAAGAACAAUAAAAUUUUUGAGGAGACUUCCGCUUUCUGCUCAUC
Canis lupus familiaris (dog) is the source of this 2256-nucleotide messenger RNA. RefSeq lists its product as uncharacterized. The coding region runs from base 1481 to 2092 and encodes 203 amino acids. The record is from RefSeq and is a predicted model, not a curated record. Gene Ontology annotation, cellular component: membrane. The transcript has 8 exons. Lineage: Eukaryota; Metazoa; Chordata; Mammalia; Carnivora; Canidae.